AUGUACACGAGUCGUUUUGCUCGACCUAUCCCGGUCACUCUCAGCAAUUCAGAAAUCGUACAAGUUGCGGAGGCUGUGGUGUUCACGCUGCGGGCCCUGGGGUUUCAAUGUGUUCUGGUGGGAGGAGCAGCCUGUGGCGCAUUUGGAAUCUCGCGGGUCGCUACGGAUGUAGACGUUGUGGUUUUGACCACAGAUGUUGGUCAAGAAGAGAUCAAACGAAGGCUUGUUGCCAAAGACCCCAAGUUCAUUCUCGUGGCCUCCAAGAACCCAUACGCAUCCUAUAAAGUCUUGUGGUAUGAGAUACCUCCGUCCCCCUCAUCCCCCUCAUCCCUGUAUGCGGCGUCCCGAUCGUGCAAGGUCGACGUUCUCGUACCAGGGAUAAUGAGUAUUCCUGACGUCCCACGCGGGUAUUCGGUGGUCACUAUCUCUGGGGAAUGGAAAGGACUCCCCCUCAUGCCAUUCAUUCCCCUGUUGAUGCUGAAGCUCCAGGCAUGGAUGGAUCACCGCCAAGCCGACAAACAAUACCUGCGAGAGAAACAACACACAGAUGUUCGCGAUAUCGGGGAGCUACUCGAUAUUGGAAUGCGCCACAAAUACACCUUGGCUGCAGAAAGAGCCUGGAUACCUGCCAGCUUCAUUCAGGCGGCUGAACGUCGAAUUCCUGAAUAUCUCGUUUACUAUCCGCUGACCGCCGAUGAAUGGAAGAAGAUUGGGUUCACGUGGAUAUCUCGAUCUUCUUCAUCCCUCACGCAUGCCAACUUAUUGCGUUCCUUCAAUUCCUUGUCUACAUGA
Pleurotus ostreatus (oyster mushroom) is the source of this 792-nucleotide messenger RNA. RefSeq lists its product as uncharacterized. Bases 1 to 792 code for a protein of 263 amino acids. NCBI's taxonomy places the organism in Eukaryota, Fungi, Basidiomycota, Agaricomycetes, Agaricales, Pleurotaceae. The record is from RefSeq and is a predicted model, not a curated record. The transcript is spliced from 2 exons.